This is a messenger RNA of Planococcus citri (citrus mealybug), 1591 nucleotides long. RefSeq names its product 2-acylglycerol O-acyltransferase 2-A-like. NCBI's taxonomy places the organism in Eukaryota, Metazoa, Arthropoda, Insecta, Hemiptera, Pseudococcidae. The transcript is spliced from 7 exons. Gene Ontology annotation, biological process: triglyceride biosynthetic process. Gene Ontology annotation, molecular function: diacylglycerol O-acyltransferase activity. The record is from RefSeq and is a predicted model, not a curated record. Gene Ontology annotation, cellular component: endoplasmic reticulum membrane. The coding region runs from base 153 to 1205 and encodes 350 amino acids.
UUCUGAUCUAUUUCAUUAUCAUGUUGAACAUAUUUUGCAAAAAUUCUCGCGCUUUCCAAUGAGAUAAUAAUUCAGCCAUCAAUCGGAACUUGAAAAAAUUUCUACGUUGUGAUGUAAAUCAAUCUGUAGCAUUCGUUUGCUGUUAGAUCAUUAUGGAAACCGAUCAAAAAAACUGGACAAUGGAGUACGAGGAGUACGGACCUUCGUUACAAGAUGAAGCAAAGCCAACAACAUUCCUUCAAACGGUUGCAGAUUUUUACGAAUGGUUUGGCUGUUGGAUUUUGACAGCGAUGCUCUUCUGCGGUCCACUAGUAUUUUUAUACGCGUGCAUUACUCCAUCAUUAUGGGUAUUUGCUGUGCUGUACUUGUUUUGGAUAGUUUACGAUCGUGAAACCAUCCACAAAGGAGGACGAAGAUUAAAAUGGCUGCGUAAAUCAAGAUUUUGGCACACUCGACGAGACUAUUUCCCAAUCAAGCUGGUCAAAACCGCCGAAUUGCCACCAGAUACCACGUAUUUAUUUGCUUCAUUUCCCCAUGGUAUCUGGGCGAUCGGAGCGUCUACAAAUUUCUGUAGCGAUGUGAACCAUUUCGACGAAGCGUUUCCUGGAUUAACUCCACAUAUGCACAUGCAGAAUGAUCCUUUGUAUUUCCCCAUCACUAGAGACCUGCUUUUAUUUUUUGGAAUUUGCGGAGUGUCAUCCAACAGCAUUUUGCAUGUGCUAAAUGGACCACCUGGAAACGUAUCCGUUGUCACUGUUGGAGGCUACCUCGAAAUGAUGAGAUCUUUUCCAGACACUAAUCGAAUAGUUUUAAAAAAUCGUAAAGGAUUUGUCAGAGUGGCCUUGAAAGCUGGUUCAUCUUUGGUGCCAGUUUAUACUUUCGGGGAAACCAACACUUACGAUCAAAUGUCAUCUGACUGGUAUAUAAGAUUGCAAAAUAAACUUCACUCAUCUGUCCGGCUAGGAGGAUUGGUUUUCGCGAAAGGUCCUUGGAAACUUGAUCAUAUAUUUGGAAUUUUACCUUAUCAAACACCCAUCACUACUGUCGUGGGCAGUCCGAUUAAAUUACCAAAAGUGGAAGAUCCUUCGAACGAAUUGGUGGAUAAAUAUCAUCAAAUAUAUAUUCAAGAGUUGACUGCGUUGUUUGAUAAAUUCAAAGCUAAGUACGAUCCUCGAGGAGAGAAAGCCGAAUUGAGUAUUGAAUAAAGGAGUAAUUAUUUGCAUCCUGCUGGCCGUUGGGAAUAUCUCUCUUAGAAAAGGAGCUUCGUGUAAGACAUUUCUGCCGAAGUGUUUAGUAUUAGGGACACCCGCAAAAGAGGCAGUAAAUGUGUACAGUGUCAUUAGUAAGUAAUUAAGACUUUCAAUUUCUAUUAACGUAACAUUACUUCAUCGCUAAUUAAUAAGCUUAUACUUAUCAUUAUUAUUAAGAUUUCUCUAGUUAGUAAUGUGAGUCGUAAGAUGCAAGCCAGAGCUUGUAUCCAUUAUAAAAUAAUCUCAUCCUUAUUUUAUAUUGACUAACCUUAAAAGUGUAUUUUUUCUAUUUUGUUCUUUUAUAUCAAUAAAUCACAUAACUAGUAUGUAUUAUUUUUGAA